AUGUCGGAUAAUAAGGUUGAGGAAGGUGAUAAAGUUUCCUGGAAUUGGGGUGGCGCAAAACCAGAUGGGAUUGCAGCAGAAAUCAAGGCAAGCGAGGUUUCAGUCACGAGUCAUCGCGGAAAUGAAAUUAAGAAGACAGGGGAUGAGAGUGAUCCGGCGGUUCAUAUUGAGAGGAGUGGAAAUGAUGUUGUGAAGAAGGUUAGUGAGUUGAAUGUGGAGGAGAAGGGAGGUGCUGGGGAUGAGGAGGAGGAGGAAAAGAAGGAGAAGGAGGAGGAGAAGGAGGUAGAGAUAGAGGAGAAGGAUGUAGAGACAGAGGAGGAGAAGGCAGAUACAGAGGAAAAGGAGGUAGAGAUAGAGGAGAAGGAUGUAGAGACAGAGGAGGAGAAGGCAGAUACAGAGGAAAAGGAGGUAGAGAUAGAGGAGAAAGAGGCAGAUACAGAGGAGAAGGAGGUAGAGAUAGAGGAGAAGGAGGAGGAGGCGGACGAGACAAAUGAUGAGACCAAGGGAGAGGAGGAGGACAAAGUCAAUGGUGAAGUUGAGGCCGAGGAGAAUAAAGAUAAGGUCAAUGAGAAUGUCGAAUCUACGGAGGAAGACAAGAAGGAAGAAGAUGUUGAGAUGAAGGAUGAUGAGGAGAAGAGUGAGGAGAAAAAGACCGAGGCAAACGUUAACGCCGAGGAAGAGAAUGACAAGGAGGACGACAAGAAAGAUUCAAGCGACAAACAGGACGAAUCCAAAGCUGAGGUACAAACCGGAGGAAAGCGAAAGAGAGACGAGACACCCGAAUUGGACGGCGAGGCAGAAGACGAGAAAGUUACCAAGAAGCAAAAGACCAAUAAUGCUUCCAACGGCACUGUUAAUGGUACCGCCGAAAAGAAGAAGCCUGGCAGACCAAAGGGUGCUUCUACAUCCAACGGUACACCUGCGAAGAAAGAAAAGAAAAUUCCUGCUGUUGGUCAAGCCCAAAGACAAACGAGAAGCCAAGCGCGCAAGUAA
Molecule: messenger RNA, 993 nt
Organism: Sclerotinia borealis F-4128
Lineage: Eukaryota; Fungi; Ascomycota; Leotiomycetes; Helotiales; Sclerotiniaceae
Source: the annotation of a GenBank genome assembly